GAGCAGCGGCUGAACGCGUCGGGAGCGCUGCGCGGCGGAGAGGCGGAUGAGGGAGAUAAUCCUCCUUCGCCGCGGCCCGGUGGCAGCGCGGAUCCACGCAGGUCAGGGGCAGAAAAUGGGGAACGCCGACAGCAAACUUCACUUCAGGAAGGCGGUGAUCCAGCUCACCACCAAGACCCAGCCCGUCGAAGCCACGGACGAUGCCUUCUGGGACCAGUUCUGGGCCGACGCCUCCACCACCACCCAGGAUGUUUUCGCUCUGGUGCCGGCGGCCGAGAUCAGAGCCGUCAGAGAGGAGUCUCCGUCAAACCUGGCGACCCUCUGCUACAAGGCGGUGGAGAGGUUAGUCCAGGGUGCGGACUCGGGCUGCCCCUCGGAGAAAGAGCGUCAGAUCGUCCUGAACUGCACCCGCCUGCUCACCCGCAUCCUGCCCUACAUCUUCGAGGACGCCGACUGGAGAGGCUUCUUCUGGUCCACCGUGCCCGGAGCCGGCAGGGCGAGGCGUUUUGAUGGAGACAGCGAUGAUGAUGAGGAUGAUGAUGGAGCCCGGCCGCUGGCCGAAUCCCUGCUGAUGGCCAUCGCCGACCUGCUCUUCUGUCCAGGUUUCACCGUCCAGGGCCACAAGAAGACCAACUCGGAUACAGCGGAGGACAUCCGGUCCAUAGACAGCUGCGAGUACAUCUGGGAGGCCGGGGUGGGCUUCGCUCAGUCGCCUCCUCUAAACUACAUGCAUGACCUCGACAGGACCGAGCUGCUGAAGUUGCUCCUCACCUGUUUCUCUGAAGCCAUGUACCUCCCUCCCUCCUCUGAAAGCAGAAACCUCAAUCCCUGGGUGGCCUUCUUCUGCUCCACAGACAACAGACAUGCCCUGCCUCUGUUCACCUCCCUGCUCAACGUGGUGUGCGCCUAUGACCCUGUGGGCUACGGCAUCCCGUACAACCACCUGCUGUUCUCCGACUACCGGGAGCAGCUGGUGGAGCAGGCGGUCCAGAUCCUUAUCGUCACCCUGGAGCACGAAGCUGGGUCGGCCGCCAGCGCCGCCCUCCAGGCCCUGGAUGCCUCCCCGUCCCCCACAGCUGGGGAGGAGCAGGAGCCUGCUGGACCUGAUAACCUCUUUGUGAAUUAUCUCUCCAGGAUCCACAGGGAAGAGGAUUUGAGCUUCAUCCUGAAGGGCCUGGCUCGGCUGCUGAAUAAUCCUCUGGUCCAAACUUACCUGCCUCGUUCCACCAAGAAGAUCCAGUUCCACCAGGAACUGCUGAUCCUCUUCUGGAAGUUCUGUGACUUCAACAAGAAAUUCCUGUUCUUUGUCCUGAAGAGCAGCGAUGUGUUGGACAUGUUGGUUCCCAUCCUCUUCUACCUGAACGAUGCCAGAGCAGAUCAGUCUCGUGUGGGCCUCAUGCACAUCGGUGUGUUCAUCCUCCUGCUCUUGAGCGGAGAGAGGAACUUUGGCGUUCGUCUGAACAAGCCGUACACUCUCCGUGUCCCCAUGGACAUUCCUGUCUUCACGGGAACCCACGCUGACCUCCUCGUUGUGAUCUUCCACAAAAUCAUCACCGGUGGACACCAGCGUCUCCAGCCUCUCUUUGACUGCCUGCUCACAGUAAUAGUGAACAUUUCACCCUAUCUGAAGAGCCUGUCCAUGGUGGCGGCCAACAAGCUGCUCCACCUCCUGGAGGCCUUCUCCACACCCUGGUUCCUCUUCUCCUCCACCCAGAACCACCACCUGGUCUUCUUCCUGCUGGAGGUCUUCAACAACAUCAUCCAGUAUCAGUUUGAUGGCAACUGCAACCUGGUGUACACCAUCAUCCGUAAGCGAAACGUCUUCCACCAGUUGGCCAACCUGCCGUCUGACACAGCGUCUAUUCAGAAGGCCCUGCAGAGGAAGAAGAAGUCCGGGAUUUCCAGGACUAACUCUACAGAGUAUGAGUCCAUGGAGGGCUCCAGACCAGCUGUACCUGCUGAGCCUGGCACUCUCAAAACCAGCUUAGAGGCCACUCCAGGAAUCGAUAAGAUAACAGAGAAGUCCCAGGUGAGCGAGGAUGGUACCAUGGUCGCUGUCCCACAAUCAGACUCUCCACAGACGACCGCAGACAACGGUGCCACAGCUGGAGCCAGCGACACGGAGUCCAACUCAGAUAGAGACCACGAGGUCUACCACACAGAGUCAGAAGCAGCGAGGAGUCGGUCAUCAAGUGCGUUGUCAUCAGCAGCCUGGAGCGCUAAUCCAGACUGGGUGUCGUCAUGGAAGGCAAAGCUUCCUCUACAGACCAUCAUGCGGCUGCUACAAGUACUGGUCCCUCAGGUGGAGAAGAUUUGCAUCGACAAGGGUUUGACAGACGAGUCAGAAAUCCUCAAGUUCCUUCAGCACGGGACGCUCGUCGGCCUCCUGCCCAUCCCUCAUCCCAUACUCAUCAGAAAGUACCAGGCCAACGCCGGCACGGCCAUGUGGUUCCGAACAUACAUGUGGGGAGUCAUCUACUUACGCAACGUGGAUCCUCCAAUCUGGUACGACACGGAUAUAAGGCUGUUUGAGAUCCAGAGGAUUUAGAGGAGCUGCUGAGGACGUUGUGUCGACUGCCGGAUCCGCAACAAGACCUGCCAGUUUACCUUCCUCGUACCUCAACUCCGAUCAGAGGAGCAUCUCGCGUCUUUUUGGUCGUAUUUAAAGACGACAAGCAGUGACAAUCUUGUGCUUCAUUUUGUCAUUUUUUUUCCAGAGAAAAAACAGGAGGGUAUAAAUCUGUCCGUAAAUGAAUUACUGCGUAUUACAUGGAGCCUGUAUCAUGAGCAGGUGCAGUGGAAGCAUUUCCAAAUGUUAUCAUGAAAUGUGAUUUAUUGAACGUUUAAUUAUUCAUUUUGCCAAAAAAGAGAAGUUUUUGCACAUUGCUCUGUGGUGUUGAUUUGACAAUUUCAGGCCCCACUGAAUGUUUUCCGUUCGCCUUUUAAACUCCCUCCCACACAUGAUGUACUGGAAAUGAAACACUCUAGGCUGAAGGAUACUGUUGUGCUGAAGCCUUUCCCAUUGUGCUGAAGGGAAACCGAACACGGUCUACGAGGGGACUGGAGCUCAGAUAGAAGGGGACGUCUUUUCUCACAUGUUCUUACCGACAAAGUGUCAGAAAAUGUUUUCUGGUGCUGAAACUGUACGAAAAUCACUUUGGGGUGUGUAUCUGAUGUGUUAUGUCCUGUCAGAAGUAAAAAAUGAUCAGUAUGAA
This is a messenger RNA of Xiphias gladius (swordfish), 3215 nucleotides long. It is a transcript of the gene hid1b, whose product is annotated as HID1 domain containing b. The coding region runs from base 47 to 2548 and encodes 833 amino acids. Gene Ontology annotation, cellular component: membrane; Golgi medial cisterna; Golgi trans cisterna. NCBI's taxonomy places the organism in Eukaryota, Metazoa, Chordata, Actinopteri, Istiophoriformes, Xiphiidae. The record is from RefSeq and is a predicted model, not a curated record. The transcript has 19 exons.